This is a messenger RNA of Caenorhabditis auriculariae, 7210 nucleotides long. NCBI's taxonomy places the organism in Eukaryota, Metazoa, Nematoda, Chromadorea, Rhabditida, Rhabditidae. The record is from the annotation of a GenBank genome assembly.
AUGGAUUGCGGCAUGUGGUGUAUGUUCAGCGAACGGCGGCGGCACGUCGAACGUCUUUGGAGACGUCGUCUUCUCGUCACCGCCGACGAGCGCCGCGCACGCCGCCGGUACACUUUUUCUGUCUUUUUCCGUUCUGGAACUUGGAUUCUCCCAUAGAAUGAAAGACUGCGGAAAACGAGCUUAAAAAACCGUCGAUGAAAAAUAAGUCUAGAAGACUUCGGACGUUGGCAACGCGAAUUGGACGCACCCGGACGUGUCGGAGAAUUUCUAGUGACCACUUUAGUAGUGUCAGCACUCUUAAGUGAACCCUAGAACCCUAUAAAUCAGAAACGUCCGGUUUUCGUUACCGAAGUCCGAAAAUGAGCUUCAAAAAUUUUAAAGUAAUGGCAUAACUUCGUACAUGUACUUAUUGCGCUCCAUAAUGGCUCCAAUCAAUUUUUCGGUUUCAACGAAUUUUUAGUCGAUUUUUCAUACUUGAAAAGCGUUAAACGCAAUUUUUGUGACUCGUUGCGGUCGCGGUGCGUCUUUUGGCGGGGAAAAAAUAUUCAAUCCCUAUCAAGAAUUUUGAAAAAUCUGGCUUUGUGAGCUUUUGUGAAAAAAUUAGUUUUCUGUUUCAAAUGAUAAUUGUAAAAGAUAAUAUUUUCAUUGAGAGUUAGUUUUUUAAAGAAAGACGUACAAAAGAACACGGUUUAAAGUUGGAAAAAGAAAAGUAUGUAUGAGAAACUUUUUCGAUAAUUUUUAUCAGAUUUCUUCCACUCUUAUCAAAUUAUUGUUUUGAUUGCUUGUUUACUUGUUAUUUGUCUAAAGAUGAUGAUGGGAAAGUUUGACAAGAUUUCUGAUUUCAAUUCGACGGUCAUUAUCAUUGGAGCGCAAUAAACUGAAAAUUCGACCAACAGCAGAAUUAUCGCGGCUCGUUUUUCGCAGUUUUUUCUGUCACAUGCUCAGAUAUGAUGUGAAAAGACCCAUUUACCGAGUUUCAAAAAGAAACGUCAUGAAACAGAACGAGUAAGUGUUGGUCCUGUGAGGAGAUAUCUUCCACACGGAAAUAUUAAUCGGCCUCCCGGGACCCUCGCAGUCAAGCUCAGAACCUUUUUUGAGUAUGGACGGUGAUAAAUAUUUUAGUGUUGGUCGUCUCAGAAAUGAUGCAAACGACGAAUCUUUUUUUGUCAAGAGAAAAAACGGCUGUUCGUCCUUUUUUCUUUGAACUGUGAACUUCUGUUCGGAAAUCUUUUUUGGCCUGUUUCGAGGACCAUGCACAGAUCUUACAAAGGGUCUCGAGGCGAAAAGCGAUUUUCAGCAUUCUCAUGAAAGACGCGCUUCUUUCAGCCAUAAUUUUUGAACAUGAAUGAAUGUUUAUUUCGCUCACAGACAGAUCUGUGGCGUGGAGGAAGAGAACCAUGAACCAUGAACAUAAUAAAAAAGGAAGAUCAUUUUUAUAUAGUGUCACUGAGCUUCAAUCGAAAAUUGCAAAAAAAUAAAUCAUCUUCAAAUCCUGAAUUAAAAAAAUCUAAUUUUUUUAAAGGAUUUUUUUCAAUUAUUAUUUUUUUCUUCAUCGAGGAAGAAAUUUCCAUGCAGAGUCUUCAAAAACUCAAAUAAAUAUUAUUAGUAAUAGAAUUUCAUUCAAAAAGCUUGAAAAUCUCUUAAAAAACAAAAAAAAAAUCAAGUCGCUUUUACCGUUCCUUUUGAAGCCGUCAAGCUUCUCAGAAAAAAUUGAAAAGAAAAAUGGAUUUUGGAAAAAAAAUUUCGGGCUUAUCUAACUACUAAAAUAUACCUUCUUUAAUACAAAUAAUUUUCAGAUUCCUCCGCCUGAUGCGUGGCUUCGACGCCGAAGACGUCGAAGUGAUACGCAAAGCAGUGGAAACGGGAGGCGUCGAUUCCAAGGUGAGCACGUCGUCACGAACCUCUGAUCUAACCUUAUUUUAUCAUUUAUUCUGUUUUUAACUGUAAUAUAGACUGACAUACCUAUUCUUGCCAUUAAAUAACUCUUCAACAAUCAUUUCUUCACAUUAAUAUUAUGGCCAACGCUUGAAGAAAAAAAGCAAAAGGAAGAAAAAUAUUAGUCAACCGUGAGUUUCCCGGAAAUCACUUCCUUUUAAAAUUAAAUUUAUGAAUUUUUGUAACCUUUUUUUCUCGUCCGUAUGAAUUUUUUUGUCAGGCAAAUUUUUUUAAUUUUUCGAAGAUUAUUCUAAAUUGAUGAUCCCUACUUUUUCAUAACUGUUUUAUUCUCGAAUUUGUUUGAGACUUGCUGUGAAGUAAAUUGGAUUAAUUUUCUCAAUUUCAAAUGUUUACUUUGUUAGCUCCUUUUUUAAGUGAAAUAUUGACUAAAGUCAAGGUCAUUUAAAUGUGAAGUUUGGAGUUUUCUAUAUUAAUUUUUGAACAAUAUCUGAAGGUCUAACUGGAGAUUUCUCAUAGUGACUAACUGCGUUAAUUCAACUUCUUUAAGUCAUUACUUAGCAAAAUUGCGAAAUAUUAGUUUUAGGUUAAUUCUGCGUUAAACGCCGACUUUGAAAGUUCAUAUCAGAAACUAGUUUUGCACUGGAAGCACUACUAAAAGUCCCUUCAGUUAGUCUUUGGGCAAACGAAUAGAAAAUUUCAAGCUUAAUUCUGAAAUUUCCUCCUUUGUUAUUUGUUAUUACGACUCCUACCCAAAAAAAAGUAGAAUCUGAGAAUAUUCAACUUCAGGCUUGCGCACCGGGGCCGCCGAUGGACGAACGUGUGGAAGAAGACCCGCCGGACGAAGAUUCCGGCCUGAUUCCUCAAAUCGACCGGCCGAUGAGCAUGCCCUACCUCUGCUGCAAACUCUGGCGGUGGAAAGACCUCCAGGUCCUUUCUUUCUCUGUUUGUAAUAUACUAUUGAUAUUUUUUUAAGAAUUUUCGGCUGGAAGUAAUUAUUAACCCUUUUCAAUAAUCCAAGUUUUCCUUUUUAUUUAAUUGUCAAUUUUGAGCUGGAUAUAACGUGCGUUACGUAAUACUCACUAUAACAUUUUUUUAGUGCUCUGUUGAGAAAAAGUUUUCAAAAAAAUGGGCUUUUAGAUCUCCCGAUUCCAGGAUAAUUUUUUUUUUUUUGAUUUUCUGAUUUUUGGCUUACAGUCGUGAUGGAAAGAUUGUAUAAAUUGAAAAAAGAGACUUUUUUUUUUACGGUUCUCCGAUUUGCUUUGCCAAUGAUGACGUUCAAGAUACUUCCAUUGACGUUUUCGCGAAGUCUUUUCUUUUAAAUGAUCAAUCAUUAAACAAAUUCUGGCAUGUCUAGAAUUCCAUAGUUCUGAAAAAUUUUGAGGCAUAAAGCCGAUCUUAGUUUUUAUUAAUAAAAAUAUUUAUUUAAACAAAAAAGAAAUCGGGUCAAGGGAAAAUAAUGAGAUAAAAUUGGAUAGAUAGCAAAACUAAAAGGUCAUAAGAUGCCCUAAAUAGCAACAUGACAACGAACUUUUAUUCAAUGUGUUCGAGAUUUCUCCGUCUUGAAAGGGCCCAGCGAGUUUUUUGAAUGAAAUCCAAUUUUUGGUCAAUCGAAAUCUCGGAUUCCAGGUCGACGCAGCGUUACAUCGGUUAGAAGCCUUGCCCUGGUGUCGGUUCGGUCGCGUAACCAUCAACAACGCUACAGGUAUACUUUUCCUCUCAAGUUUUAAUUUUCUGAUUAAAAUCACUUUUUUACCUAUAGCUCUAUCUCAUAAAUCUUCGAUUUAAUUUUUUUUUUUCUUUUCCAAUAGGAAUCGACCCUGGUCUAGUAUUCUUAUUCGGUUUUUAACAUGAAAUCCUCAUUUUUUUUCAUUUUCUCUUUUUUCAUUUUGUCGUUUCCGCGAUCGAAUGUUUUUUUGCUGCCUCUUUUCUUUCUGUGAAAAAUUCGUUUAUUUUUUUACUUUUUAAGGUUAAUUUUUCCGUUUUUUUUUUUGCGAAGCUCAAUCUUCUUCCGAUUCAAGAUCUAAUUUCAAACGAUCCAAAAUAGAAAAGUCUACGAAAAAUGCUUUACUAUUUUUUUCUGAAAAAAAUAUCGCUUUCCUUUGUUCUUCCCAUAUUCAACCAUCCUACUAAGAAUGGAAAAAUUCGCUUUUGUAAAUAUAAUCUGAAAUUUUUCCAACAGAAUUUCCUUUUUUUGUUUCUGGUGUUAUUCUCAUCGAAAUAUAUCCAUUUAGCUUUAUAAAAACAAAAAGUGGAUUUCCAAUAUUUUUGAAUUGCGGCAAAUCCAAAAAAAAAAUUUAACAUUUUCGUCAAAAGAAACCUCAUUCUCGACCAAAUUAGAUGGUUUUACAGUUUCCUGCUGCAACCCAUAUCACUACGCCCUGUGGAUCCGGCCAGAGACCCACGGAGACGACGAUUCGGCCGACCGGAUCUCCCUUCACGCCGUCCAUUCCAAUCACAGACCUUCGGUCAUCGGCAACGGCCAUAUCACCUACCGUAAUCGAGAUGGUGAGUUUUUAUUUCCAUACUUUUUUCCGUUUUUUUCUUGGUCAAGUCGCGAAAAACUCAUUUCUCCAACAGUUUUGAUUGAAACGACGUAUAUUUUUUAGAUUUCAUUUUCCAACGGAUUUUCAGAUUUUUUUCAUCAAUUUCGAAAGUUUUUUGUGAGCAAAUAUCAUCAAAGAAAAAAACUUUGCUCAGUUUUUCCGAGAUUUCUAGGAGUUUGGUCAGGACUUUUUUUAAAUUUUUGCUGGUCUUUAACAAUUUAUGAUCGGUUUCUUUUUGAUUGAGAGCCCAUAAUCUGACCACUGGCGCUUCAGAAAAUAGGACAUUGUCGAAGUUAAAUAGAAAAAUGUUCUAGCUCGGAGUUUGGUACCGAAAACCGGACGCGCCCCGGACGUUUCUGACAAAUUCUAGGGGUCACUUAAGAGUACUGACUUUACUAAAGCGGCCACUAGGAAUACUCAGAUAUGUCCCAGGCGCGUUCGACUGCUUUCUCUGCUACUGAUCCCAAUUUCAUGCCGUGUUCAAUUUGAUGACGCGAAAUGCAAAAUACCCGUUAGAGAAAGGAAAAGAUCACUAAAUUUUGGAGAGUCAGAGAUCAUUUUGCAUUUCGCGGAAUCAAAUUGAACACGGCAUUAAGAGCUAUACUUUCGAUUUGCUUCAUUUGAUAUUUUUGUACAACUUUUCAUUAUUAUGGACAGUUGUUUUUUUUUUCCUUGGAGUUGAACCUGAAUAAAACUUAUGUUUCAGUAGCGCACGAGCAGCAGGAAAUGGCAAAACGGUUGCCAAAACUUUUGCCUUCGGACGUACCAGAUCGACCACCGCCGUCAGUCCCUUCAAGUACUCCGCCGGUGCCGGAAGACUCGCCGCCGAGCACUUCUCGCAGCUCUCCGGAGCCUGACCUCAUCCAUCUCCACGGCCAUCACCACUGUAAGUUCGCAUCGUGAUGAUUAUAGCCCAUUCCGCGGAAACUUGUGCCUAAAUCUUAAGUUUUCCGUUAUAUUAAAGGCGCAUUCACAGAGGCAUGCUGUCUGCUAAUUUUUGCUUCCAAUUUCUAAAAUUUGUCGAAAAAGUAUGUUGACUGCAGAUUCUCGAAGCCGAUUUGCGGUGAUGUAAAAAAAAUUCAAGCAGUUGAUUGCCGUUCAUUCCAAGCGAACGAGAGAAAAAAGGGAAACUCUGGUCGAAAUUUCUGGAAACUUGAUACAGAACUUGAAAAACGACCCUCUAGACAAGCUUUAAAAAAUAGUUCCCGUGUUCGUUUUGAAAUACAAUAAGUCGUUUUUUGUCUAGUAUUUUCAAUGAUCAGGUCUUCGAGAAUUUCGGCUGCUGUAUCAAUAUUGAAGGGGACGAAAAAGCGUUGAUGAAGAUGUUUGAAGGAUUACUCUAUGAUUGAUCAAUAUUUGAUAAAAAAUAUAAUCAUAAACGCAUAGUCAUCUCCCCGAGACUUUGUAGUUUGCUAAAAUUGCGAAAAAAGAAAGCUAAAAAAGAAAAAAUUACAUGUCUAGAUUUUAAAUCUUCUAGAAUAAAUGUAAAAAUAAAAAAGACAUUGUGAGCUUGCGAAGUAAGAGUAAAACCUAAUGGAAAUUGUUACUUUUUGAGAAUAAAUUUUAUAAAUCAUUCUAGGCGUUUGCGAAAUAAGAAGAGAGUCGGGCUUGUGUAUAAACUCGAAGAUGCAAAAAAUAGGAACCAAACUUUCUUUGCAGCCUGGGGACGGUUAACACGUUGGGAGAGGAAAGAACAAGUUGGCGAGUCCGUCCUGUUGCAAGGCCCCUUUGCAGCCGUCGGCGUCUUGACCCAGUCAGGUUGGAAAUGAAUCGAAGAUUCGGAAUCAGAAAAAAGAAUUGUUGCAGUACAUGACGCUCAGCCCGUUUGUAGUGACUGGGAUUUGCGGAACGAGGUCUCCUUUUCCUUAAUUCGCCAGUCGGACCCCAUCGGCUCCGACAAUCCCGAAGACGUUUGGUUGUACAACAGGUUUCUUUUCUUUUCUCCGAAUAUCUGUUUUUUAUUUGGUAAGGAGCAGGUUUUUUCUUUGAUAAUCUUCUAAUCUGUUAUAAAAGUCUCAAAGAAUUUUUCUUUUAAAAUUGAAGUUUUUCCUUUUUUUUCAUGCUUCUUACUGACUUCGAAAAACUUUAUUAUACGUAUGAUAGAACGUAUUUUUUUUCCAGCUAGAAUCGACUCUCUUUUAUUCUUGUUCAAUUUUCCUUUCAAUUUUAAAAAUCCAUUCUUUUCUUGGAAUCUCCGAGGCUUUAAAACGAAACAGUUAGCUUUCUCAAAAAUAACGGACAAAAUAAUUCAGAUUUCAACGAAUAAUUUCAAGUUCCUACUGGUCCAAUUCAUUAUCGAAAGCGUUGUGAGAUCUCGUUUUCUCAUCCAAAAUUUUAGUUCUAUCUGCAAAAUAAACGGUUAUUCGAGCGGUUUUCCUAAAAUCUCGCUCAUAUAAGUCCAUAUUGGUAUAUCUCAAGUUCAAAAAACCUCAAUUCCCCUGAUCUUUCAGCGGAACGAGACCCUUGUUUCUGUCGCUGUCGCCGUCGACGUCAUCGACAAAAGACACUUUGCGACGGCUGUCCCCUGGCUACUGUAUACGAGUGUAUCGAGGCGAGGCGACGGCAUCGGCUCCCGUCAGCGAACGCGCCUACCGCAGACACAGUCGCGUACGUCCUCACGCCUUUUUCUACAGUACCCCGUGUCGUUUCAGGACCCGGCGCUGCUGCAGAACAACCUCGUGAUAUCCGUCGGCAAAGGCUGGGGACCGAACUACUCCCGGAUGUACCUCACCGAUAUUCCUUGUCGCUACGAGAUUUCCUUUGCACCUUGA